Nicotiana tabacum (common tobacco) is the source of this 1178-nucleotide messenger RNA. The record is from RefSeq and is a predicted model, not a curated record. Lineage: Eukaryota; Viridiplantae; Streptophyta; Magnoliopsida; Solanales; Solanaceae.
UAAUGUGGGAGGAAUAAUAUCUUCGGCUUUUUGCUGGAUAUACCAGACCACUAUAUACCAUUGAAACUGCAUCAUUUGAUUGGGAGAAGUCUUCUGAAUUUUCUCUGCAAUUUGAAAGAAUGUCAAAAAUUAGAGACAGAACAGAAGAUUUUAAAGAUGCUGCACGUCGUUCGGCAUUGUCUUUGGGAUAUGAUGAGUCCAAAACAGCUGUGUUAUUGGCAUCUUUUAUCAUGCAUAAACCUCGGCAAAGGUCAGGAUUCACUAGAGCUGCGCUUAAAACGCUGGAGAGCAUUGGAGCUCUAGAGCAAUUUUUGAUGAAACACAAAAAGGAUUAUGUUGAUUUGCACCGUACAACAGAACAAGAGAGGGAUAGCAUUGAGCAUGAAGUUACUGUUUUUGUAAAAUCAUGCAAAGAGCAGAUAGAUGUUCUCAAGAAUAGUAUAAAUGAGGAAGAUGCACAUUCAAAGGGAUGGCUUGGAUUCAAGGGUGACAAUCUGAAUGCUGAUACUAUAGCACACAAGCAUGGAGUGGUUUUAAUUUUAAGUGAAAAGCUUCACUCGGUCACGUCACAGUUUGACAAGUUGCGGGCAAUACGCUUUCAAGAUGCUAUUAACCGAGUAACACCAAGAAGGAAACGGAAGAACUCUACUAAAUCAAAUGCUGCAGAGGCCUCUGUGUCUAGUAGUUUCGACCCCGACAUGAAAAGGGACUCAGAGAUCAGGGACUCUGAUAUAUCACAAGCAGCACCUAUUAGAGUCCAAGAACAACUUUUGGACAAUGAAACACGUGCCCUCCAGGUAGAGCUGAACAGUCUCCUGGAUUAUGUUCAAGAAACAGAAACAAAGAUGGUGGAAAUGUCUGCGUUGAACCAUCUUAUGUCAACUCAUGUUUUGCAACAGGCCCAACAGAUAGAGCUAUUAUAUGAGCAGGCAGUUGAAGCAACCAAGAAUGUGGAACUUGGUAACAAAGAACUGUCACAAGCCAUUCAACGGAACAGCAGUAGCAGAACUUUUCUUUUGCUCUUUCUGUUUGUGCUUACAUUUUCAAUCCUCUUCCUUGAUUGGUAUAGUUAACCAUAAGAUAGAAAUUCUCUUUUUGCUCUUUCUAUUUGUACUUACAUUUCCAAUCCUAUUCUUAGAUUGGCAUACUUAAUCAAAGGUUAAACUUUUCUUUUGAUC